This is a messenger RNA of Phytophthora nicotianae INRA-310, 288 nucleotides long. RefSeq lists its product as hypothetical. The transcript is spliced from 2 exons. Bases 1 to 288 code for a protein of 95 amino acids. The record is from RefSeq and is a predicted model, not a curated record. Lineage: Eukaryota; Oomycota; Peronosporomycetes; Peronosporales; Peronosporaceae.
AUGAUUUUAAGCAAGUUUAUUCGUCUUUAUCAAGCCACCGAGUACGCACCCGAUGAUGAUUCUUCCACAAGGACUCCUGUUCAAAACGAUAUUCGGGAGCUCAUUGCCAGUCGCUGGAAUUUACUCUGUCCUCCGUCAGACUCGACUACAAUUGCGUACAUUUUGGGUCCAUCGCAAGACAUCUCCACCUUGCCAAAACGGCCUCUAGUGAAUGAAUCUUCUGAAGAACUACCUGAUUGCGGACGCUCAAUUCAACCUGCGGGCGAGAGCUGUUUCAAGCGCGGUUAA